Molecule: messenger RNA, 2897 nt
Organism: Gekko japonicus
Lineage: Eukaryota; Metazoa; Chordata; Lepidosauria; Squamata; Gekkonidae
Gene: ATG4B
Product: autophagy related 4B, cysteine peptidase
Exons: 13
Coding region: 52-1233 (393 amino acids)
Molecular function (GO): protein-phosphatidylethanolamide deconjugating activity
Source: RefSeq, a predicted model, not a curated record
GGUCUGCAAGGAGACAGAAGUGGCCGCUCCUGAAGCUUGAGCGGGGGCAGAAUGGACGCGGCUACUCUAACAUAUGAUACUCUCAGGUUUGAGUAUGAAGACUUCCCAGAGACCAAAGAGCCUGUUUGGAUACUGGGGAGAAAAUACAGUGUAUUAACAGAGAAAGAGGAGAUCUUGUUAGAUGUGACUUCUCGUCUUUGGUUCACGUACAGAAAAAACUUUCCUGCAAUUGGGGGAACAGGUCCUACAUCUGACACUGGUUGGGGAUGCAUGUUAAGGUGUGGCCAAAUGAUCUUUGCUCAGGCCUUGGUGUGCAGACACUUAGGCAGAGAUUGGCGGUGGAUGAAAGGGAAGAAGCAAACAGAUAACUAUUACAAUGUUCUUAAUGCUUUCAUCGACAAAAAAGACAGCUAUUAUUCAAUCCACCAAAUAGCCCAGAUGGGAGUUGGAGAAGGAAAAUCUAUAGGCCAAUGGUAUGGACCAAAUACAGUUGCACAAGUACUCAAAAAACUUGCCACUUUUGAUACAUGGAGCUCCUUGGCAGUGCACAUAGCCAUGGAUAACACUGUUGUAAUGGAGGAAAUUAGGAGGUUGUGCUGGUUCAACUAUCCAUGUCCUGGGGCUUCGGCAUUUCCCACUGCAGAGUCGGAUUUGCUGUCCAAUGGGUAUCCAGAUGGAGCAGAGUGCACAGACAGGCUAUUGCUCUGGAAACCUUUAGUACUGCUGAUACCUCUUCGUCUUGGGCUCACAGACAUUAAUGAAGCCUACAUUGAAACCCUGAAGCACUGUUUUAUGAUGCCUCAGUCCCUAGGAGUGAUUGGAGGAAAACCUAACAGUGCUCAUUAUUUCAUUGGAUAUUUAGGUGAAGAGCUAAUCUACCUUGACCCACACACUACUCAGCCUGCGGUGGAGCCAACUGACAGUUGCCACAUCGCUGAUGAGAGUUUCCACUGCCAACAUCCACCCUGCAGAAUGAGCAUUGCAGAGCUCGAUCCUUCUAUUGCAGUGGGCUUCUUCUGCAACACAGAGGAAGACUUUAAUGCUUGGUGCCAACAAAUCAAGAAGUUGUCACUGAUCAGAGGAGCUCUGCCAAUGUUUGAACUGGUGGAACAUCAACCUUCACACUUCUCUAGCCCUGAUGUUUUGAAUCUCACUCCAGACUCAUCUGAUGCAGACAGACUGGAAAGAUUCUUUGAUUCAGAGGAUGAAGACUUUGAAAUCCUAUCUCUUUAAAAAAUACCAACCAUAAUAAGAAGCUAACUCUGCCAAUUUGUGUUGUGGGGGGAGGGGAGCUCCCUGGAGAGCCUAGGGCUACCAGCUUUCAUAGGUGCUUGUUGACAUCCCUGCCUCCCAUCCACCCCCAGCAUUCUGUGCAGCCUUGGAGCAGAGUGAAUUUUCUGCAGUGGGAUCAAGAAACGGGUCAUCAUUAAGGCCUUAAUAGCUUUAGUUAGGCUUUCUCAGUGCAAGAGUACCUGCAGGAAAUGGAUGCGGUGUUUCCUAGGAGCUGAAGAUUUUUUUAUGCUAGCAGGCCUGAAGGCCCAGCAAGAAUAAUAUUAAAAGCCCUUCUAGGUGCUUGAUUCUUGCAAGUUCUCUCUCUUAUUAGGGAAAUUUUACCCUGUUUAGGUCUGUCUUUUUGUAGUUUGGUGUGGAAACCAGCAUAAAAUAAUGCCAGAUACUGUCAGAUUGCUGUCUCCCUAGUCCAACAGAAGAUGUUCUUCAUCAAUUGUGCGUGUUUCGUACAGGAUGGAAUAUACCACAUGUUGCUGCUCAUGCUUCAGUUAAUCUCACAUAUAGAGCUUCCAUGCAGACAUAUUACUACUUUUGUGUUCCGAAACUGAGAACUAUUCAGUCUGUGGAGCAGGGAAGGCUUGGGCAAGUGUCUGCUCAGUGAAUCGGAGGCCAUUCACAGCAACUCCAAAGGGAAUGAACUGGCACGUUAGCAAGGGGCAUGGCUUUGUUAAACAUAGCCUGUAUUUGUUGGGUAUUUUUCUAUUCCAUAUUAAAAAAUAUGGUGGCUGCUAUUUAAUAAAAUGUGAUGGUGGAAGCAUCCAUCGCAUCACUUGAACUGAAAGUACCUCUGCUUCCUCCUUUGAUUCCAUUUUAUUGGUUUUAGAUUCCAAUCAUGAAAUCUGGAAGGCUGUAUGUGAAUAAAAAACAAGUUCUCCUUUCAUGACAAAACAGUGAUUUUAAACACCUGCUUUGGUCAGAGCCACAGGCAGGUCCCCUUACAUUCUCUCUCAGAAUACUACACAAAGUUAACUUUUUAGUUUUGUGGUGAUGUUUCACUUGUUUUUCAGAUUCAUGUUGUGAUUAUUAAUGAGGUUUAAGCAUAGGGCCGCAAAUUUGCCCCUGUGCCUUCUCAAAAAAGAAGCACUUGGUAAAUUCUGGCUUCCUAAAAAGGUUAACUUAACCAACACCAACCUAAGAUGGAAACUUGGGUGUUGUACUCUAAAAUAGUAGCAGGCCUCCUCUGUUUAGCAAGUGAUGCAGGGCAUGGCUGGAUAGGACCCACCACUCCACAAAGUGUUAGCUUCCUCACUGAAGUUGAAUUGUUUAGCUCCAUCAGUGGAUGCUGCAAGUGGCAAAUAUGUUUACAAAGCAUUAUUUCCUGCAUUUAUGAACAGCACUAUCAGCCUAAAGGUGGUAGUAACCAUCUAUAAAUAGACUACGUACAGGGGUAAUUGACCUACACGUAGGUUUUGCUGCCUUUUUGGCUAUCAGAAAGCAGAGGUCUAAACGAUGAUGCUUAUCUGUCAUUAUGUUUUAACUUGCUGUCUUUCUCUUGCUGGUUUUCCUCUCAAUCACAGGUUUUUGGAGGGGGGGGGAUGCAGAGGAACUGGGGCUGUGCUCCAUUCAUCAACUGCUUUCAAUUUAUAUCUGAAUAAAACAGGUUCAAA